AUGCUUCCUCAACGUUUUGGGGUUUCCAAUUCACCAUUACCAGCAAAAUCGCGCGUUAUUGACGCUGAAAAGAUAAAAGUCUGUCUAAUGUGUGGUGAUAAAGGAGAUACAAAGCGCCUGGUAUACUGUAUUGAGUGUAAAGCAUGUGCCCAACAUAGUUAUUGUAUAGAGAAGAUCCACCGGGAUGAUUAUGGGAAAAUAGUCUGGAGAUGCAUGGACUGUGCUCCAAGUAGCCCAAAAUGCAAACAUGAAUCGUCAAGAAAAAGCGAACGAAUAAGUCAUGCAACUGAAGCUAAAUAUAAAAGGAUCGUAAUGAAAAAGAAGAGUGGCGCAGUUAGAAAACCAUCACUUGUCAGAUCAGAUGAUGGUGAAAGUGUUGGAUGCCAUGCUAAAAAUGACGCCGAGAAGAAUUUGCCAAUCCUUAAGAAUGAAGAUGUUCUAUGUACUCAGCCGGAAUCACACAAAGCCAAAGAUCCUUUGAGUAUGUCAUCUGUCAGAUCAAAAGAAGGUCAGAGUGUUGGAUGCCUAGCUAAAAAUGAUGUUGAGAAGAUAUUGCCAGUCCUUAAGAAUGAAGAUGUUCUUUAUAGUCAGCCUGAAUCACUCAAAGCCAAAGAUCCUUCGAAUAUGUCAUCUGAGUAUAAAAGGAUCAUAAUGAAAAAGAAGAGUGACUCAGAUAGAAAACAAUCACUUGUCAGAUCAAAUGAAGGUGAAAGGGUUGGAUGCCUUGCUAAAAAUGAUGCCGAUAAGAUUUUGCCAGUCCUUAAGAAUGACGAUGUUCUUUGUAAUCAGCCUGAAUCACCUAAAGCCAAAGAUCCUUCGAAUAUUUCAUGUGACAAAGAAGCAAUGAAGUCUGAGAUAUAUGCGGAGCCUGAAGCCAUAAAUAUAAAGCCUCAGUUCUUGCAUUAUCCAGAGUUUGACAAAUAUAGCCGUGCUCAGCCACUUAGUGAUCCAAUUUGGUGGGGGCAAUUUAGACUGAACAAUGCAACACAUUUUCAUCUUAUUGCUUAUUUGUCAAGCAAAGCUUGCUCAAAAGUGAAAUCUGCAGUAACAGAGCUCCCCGAACUGCUUGAUGUAGAGUUGUUAUCUAGACAUUUUAUUUGGCCUCAGAGUUUUGUCACCUAUCCGCCUGAUAGUGAUUAUAUUGGUCUUUAUUUUUUUCCUCAAUAUGAAAGAGAUGAGAUGAUCUUUGAUAGUGUGCUAAACGAUGCCAUUGAACAAGAUAAUGCUCUCAAAGCAAUCAUCAACAACCUGGAACUCUUCAUUUUUUCCUCGCAUCUGUUGCCUCCGGAUGAUAGACGAAUCUGCAAAAAGUAUUACAUGUGGGGUGUUUUCAAACCAAAGCCAAGGAAAUAG
Vicia faba (fava bean) is the source of this 1353-nucleotide messenger RNA. The record is from the annotation of a GenBank genome assembly. NCBI's taxonomy places the organism in Eukaryota, Viridiplantae, Streptophyta, Magnoliopsida, Fabales, Fabaceae.